AUGUUGACACCAGCACGCUGCGUGUCUUUGCUGCUAGUCGUGGCCGAUGCAGCUCAGGCGGCGAGCCAGCUGUGGCAGCCGAGAAUCACCAGAUAUGACCAUCUCGCAGACAUUGGAUCGAACCAUACGCUCAUGCGCAGAACUAUCGACGAGCUAACUGACCCGUCGCCAAUUGAUGCUCGCUCCAUUGAUAAGCGCUACCUCAUUCGAACGCUUGAUCUCAUGCAGCCGUGGCCCAACCACGAGGUCAGGUACUGCUUCGCGACCCCCGAGGAUAAGCAGGCACUCUUCUACAAUCUUAAAGAUGCCAUUGACCGUUGGUGGUGGGUCGGACUCGACCAGUCCGUCUACAAGUGGACAGAGGUCGAUGAUAACGAAUGCCAGUCGCACCGGUCGACGCUUCUCUUGGUCAAACGCGGCCGCGACGGCGCCGGACACACCACCACGACCGGCUACAUUCCCGCCGACUCUUCCACGGGCAGCGAAGGGCCGGUCAUGAUAUUGGACGACACCGACUGGGGCGGUUAUGAUAACAAGAUCGGCACGUUUGCGCACGAAAUCGGCCACGCCUGGGGUCUCUUUCAUGAACACCAAAACCCCAACUUUUGGCGCAUCGAGGACGGCUUCGUAGACGCCAAUUUUGGUACCGUCUUCGGCAAUGACAACUUUCACUGCGAGAACCUGGUUGGAUACGACACUGCUCUGGCUGCCGCUCAAGCUGAUCUCGGACCAGAGGGCGGCAAAGACAUUUGCAAAAGCGUCGCCACCGCGGGUCAGUACCACUUUGCCGCGGACGCAUUCUUGCCUUGGACGCCUAGCAUUGUGUUUGCACCUCCUGGACACAACUUUGCCGAUGUCGAUUGGACUUCCAUCAUGAUUUACCCCAGUCACACUUCCUCCAGCAACGGCCUGCCCGUCAUUACUGCACCCGGCGGUGCCAUUAUUGUUCAGAAUCACUAUCCAACCCCGCAGGAUGUUACUGGUAUUAAUCUGGUUUACACCACGCCGAUGCAGAAUCUGGGACCUUUUCUCAACCAGGCCGGCAACUCUCAGUUCAACUCGUUCCAGUCGCUUUACAAGCAGAGCAGGGGAGAGAAGGGCUGUUAG
Molecule: messenger RNA, 1107 nt
Organism: Akanthomyces muscarius
Lineage: Eukaryota; Fungi; Ascomycota; Sordariomycetes; Hypocreales; Cordycipitaceae
Exons: 2
Coding region: 1-1107 (368 amino acids)
Molecular function (GO): metallopeptidase activity
Source: RefSeq, a predicted model, not a curated record